AUGAGCCGUGCGACGGACGGCCAGGCUGGCCUUGAGAACCCUGAAGUACCGCCUCUGACCAUUCCUUUGGGUCACCAAACAAGCUUGAGCAGUCUCCUUACACUUCCUCAAAUGCGCAGUCUGGUGGGUGACUUCCCUGAGGAGUUUGUUUUUCUAGUCGAAGAGGAUCGACCGAGAGCCUUGUCGUUGCAAGACAUCCUUGCGGCCCCAGGUGAGGCGAACCAGGACUGGCGCAAUAUAGAAAGAUCCGUCGCAGAUGAUUGCCUGGAGCGGUAUCACUCUGCCGUUCAUCUAUAUCGGCCUCUCUUCGAGUGGGAGGGGUUGAAGUCACAAUACGACAAAACAAUGAGGGAGGGUCUCUCAGAUAGUUCAUGGUCUGCAUUGUUUUUGGCUAUUUUCGCUCUGGGGAUCACAGCAUCGGACCCCAUUGACCCGACCAGACUCCGAUGGUCCGGUGAUGAACUGAUCAAACAAUCUCUGCGACUACUUUUCCCCUCCUGGGCUGCGACUUUCAGUGGAGAUCUUGUUCUCUCCCAGGCCCUCGUGCUUUGUUCGCUUUAUUUCUGCUACGUUGCCGAGCCAUUGAUGGCGUGGAGACUGGUACACAUGGCUUCAACAAGCGUUCAGCAAAUGCGCAAAGAGCACUUGUCCCAACAGACCCAUGAUGGUGUCACCAGGGUCGGUUGGACGUGUUUCUUGAUUGAAUGUGAUAUCCUGGCCGAGUUCCAUCAGCCCAGAAGUGGCAUCGAACUGCUGGUGGACAAGAUGCCCUUUCCGACCUACGACGACGCCACAGCAUCAGAGAGCUUGUACUCGUUGGCCGACAUAUCAGCCAGGUCUUUGUCCAACCGCAUCCACCAUACCAUGUAUUUCACCGAUGGCAUAUCCCUGUACAUGGGUCGGUCACAAAGCUCAUCUGGCACGUUGCCCGGCCAUCCCGAUGUGUCUCUACUGAGAGUGUGCGAAGAACUCGCUCGGCAGCUUCUGACGUGGUACGAGUCGCUACCCAACGCCAUUAGACCGGAUCUUUCCGGCACCUACAAAGGAAGUGGACAGGCCUGUGUUUUACGUCUCCGGUAUUGGUCUGCUAGACACAACAUCUAUAGGCCAUUUGUCAUUUACGUGACCUCAAGAACCGCAGACCAAGAGGCCAGUGUGCCGACAUCGGUUUUAGAGCGUUGCAAGCUGUGCCUUGCUGCAACUCGAAUGUUUAUUCUCUCUGCUGGGUACGUCCUCUCAGCAAGGACGCCAUACACGUUCAGUACAACACAGUGCGUGGUGAGUUAUGCCCUCAUCCUGGCACUUGCUGCUCAGUCACCCAUACUUGCGGAUUCGGUCGACGACAACCUGGAACUGCUGGAGACUGCUGUUGGCCUUCUGAAGCCAUGGGCUGUCUCUGGAUCGGGCAUCGAGUGCGGUCUGGAAAUCAUAAGCUCCGUAUACAGAAAGCAACGCUUGCGGAGUAAUCGUGGUGGACAGACCACCUAA
Cladophialophora carrionii CBS 160.54 is the source of this 1488-nucleotide messenger RNA. RefSeq lists its product as uncharacterized. The record is from RefSeq and is a predicted model, not a curated record. NCBI's taxonomy places the organism in Eukaryota, Fungi, Ascomycota, Eurotiomycetes, Chaetothyriales, Herpotrichiellaceae. Bases 1 to 1488 code for a protein of 495 amino acids. The transcript has 4 exons.